AUGCAAGAUAUUGAGGUAGAGGGCGUCACUGUCUUCGCUCCACCGCCGACAACAUCAUAUCGCUAUGUCAUUGAGCUAAAGAGUUCCAAACUGAGCAUUCGAUUAGAAGAUCGAACAUCCAAAAAACAAUGGUUUAAAGGUGAGAUGAUCAUAACGGAUUUCGUGUCGACUACGAACGCAAUUCCAGAAGCGUGUGUGGCCGACUACGUCAUGUGUUUUCGUGACAUAUUAGACAGCAAAUUUGCUGAGAAUAGUGAUGUGAAUCGAUAUUUGGUUACUUUAGCGGAAGGAGCGCUUCGUCUAGAAUUGGUGGUUACGAUUCGUGUUCUUCGAUCGACGUGGAAGGCAAAAUACACGUUUGACCUUGAUCCUGUUGCAGUAAAGCAAAUUGACAUGUUGGAGUCCAAACUGCGAGAUCAGCAGGACGAGAUUGAAAAACUUAAAAAUCUGCUGAAAACUGGGAAUAAUUUAUCGUUUGUCAAAUUGACGACCUCAACUCAACAAAACAAUUCAUUGAUAAACUGGAACUCUGCACAAUCGAUUGACUUAAUUUCGAAUGGCUGUGAUGGUAAGAUCAAGAUCCUACGUAGUGGUGUUUACAUGAUCGGAGCCAUUAUCAAUGGGUCGUCGGAAACCGAAAUUCAGCUGAAAAGGAAUGAUGAAAUAAUUCAAGAGGCAAGUUCUUCAGGGUACGGAGGCUCAGUUGCUGUGAAUACUAUCGAGCAGCUAAAGACAAACGACAAGCUGUCAUUUUCUUGUGGCCUCAAUCACGUGGGCACCUCGUACUUAACAAUCGCACGACUAGGGAGCUGA
Molecule: messenger RNA, 813 nt
Organism: Plasmopara halstedii
Lineage: Eukaryota; Oomycota; Peronosporomycetes; Peronosporales; Peronosporaceae
Exons: 3
Coding region: 1-813 (270 amino acids)
Source: RefSeq, a predicted model, not a curated record